Molecule: messenger RNA, 1161 nt
Organism: Acanthosepion pharaonis
Lineage: Eukaryota; Metazoa; Mollusca; Cephalopoda; Sepiida; Sepiidae
Source: the annotation of a GenBank genome assembly
AUGACUACAGACCCACACUUAUCACCCCGGACACAUAAUCCCGACACACAAACAUCUUUCCAACUUCACGACCCCCCCCUCCGCGCUUCACCGACCAAUUCCGCAGUUUCUCCGUUUCCCGCCUUUUUCUGCUCACUUGUUGUUGUUUUUCUCUUCCUUUUUUCUUUUCUAUAUAAACGUUGUCAAAAUCACAAAUGUAACAAAGUUUUAGUUUUACCAAAACGAAUUCAGAAUUCCGUAUUUUUAUUUCUUUCCAUAAGCAUUUUUUUGUUUGAAAACUUUUUAAGUUUUUUUUUUCUCUUCUUCUUCUACUGUUAUUUUCACUUUCUUUUUUCUUCGUCUACUUUCUUUGUUGUCUUUUCGUUCACCAUCUUCUUUCCCUCUUUUUUCUUUUUCUUCCUAGCCACUUUUCUUCCUCUUUUUAGCUUUGUGUUUUUUUUGUCUUCCUUUAUUUUACUUUGUCUUCUUUCUCUUCCUCGCCCUUUUUCUUUCUUCUUUUCCUCUUUUCUUCUUUUCCUUCUUCCUCUUUUCUUCUUUUCCUUCUUCCUCUUUUCUUCUUUUCCUUCUUCCUCUUUUCUUCUUUUCCUUCUUCCUCUUUUCUUCUUUUCCUUCUUCCUCUUUUCUUCUUUUCCUUCUUCCUCUUUUAUUUUCUUCUUUUCCUUCUUCCUCUUUUAUUUUCUUCUUUUCCUUCUUCCUCUUUUAUUUUCUUCUUUUCCUUCUUCCUCUUUUAUUUUCUUCUUUUCCUUCUUCCUCUUUUAUUUUCUUCUUUUCCUUCUUCCUCUUUUAUUUUCUUCUUUUCCUUCUUCCUCUUUUAUUUUCUUCUUUUCCUUCUUCCUCUUUUAUUUUCUUCUUUUCCUUCUUCCUCUUUUAUUUUCUUCUUCUUUUAUUUUCUUCUUUUCCUUGUUGCUCUUUUUUUUUUUCUUCUUUUCCUUGUUUCUUUCUUCCUCUCUGUCAUUUUCACCUUCUUCCUUUCCCCUUCAGCACACUUCGAGGCAUUUUUCUUUUGUUUCAUUCUCUUUUUUCCCCCUCUCCCUCCCUCUCCCUCCCUCUCCCCCUUUCUCCCUCCCUCUCCCCCUUUCUCUCUCUCUCUCCCCCUUUCUCUCUCCUCCGACAUCAAAAAUGACAAGUCAAAUUGCAAAUGGGAUACAUGAACGCAGCUAA